Corvus hawaiiensis (hawaiian crow) is the source of this 822-nucleotide messenger RNA. Its product is annotated as tetraspanin-3-like. Lineage: Eukaryota; Metazoa; Chordata; Aves; Passeriformes; Corvidae. The record is from RefSeq and is a predicted model, not a curated record. The coding region runs from base 1 to 822 and encodes 273 amino acids. The transcript has a single exon. Gene Ontology annotation, cellular component: membrane.
AUGAGGAGGGUUAGGGCUGUGGUGGGGCUGCUAUCUUUGUGGUGCCAUGAGGAUACCUAUCUCAGGUCCUUUGCUCAAUCUCUGCUGAAGUUCUUAGGCUUCAUCUUCUGGGGUACUGCUGCAGCUCAGGCCUUUGGUGGAGUUUUGGUGAUCCUGCUGUUCAGGAACUACAGAUACUUAUUUCCGGAGUCUUACUUGUCUCUCCCUGGUUGGUUGGCUCUUGCAACUGCACUUACAUUGCUGCCUACUGGAGUUCUGGCUGUCUCUAUUUCUGUUAAGUGUUCCCGCAAUAAGCAAGGGACUCUCAUGUAUUUGCUGCUGCUCCUUCUUUGCCUGGAAAUGUCUUCAGCAGUUCUGGCACAUUCCUACUGUAUUAGGACAUCUUCUCAGCUGGAAAGUGCUAUGGGUUACCUUGUUUACCAGCACAAUUGGACGUGUUCCCAGGAUCCUGGAAGCAGUGCUGUGGAUGUAAUGCAGAGGAAGCUGCGGUGUUGUGGGGUCCACAACUACACAGACUGGCUAAAGGCAUCAUCUUCUUCUUGGUAUCAUCCAGCUUGUGUCCCUGAAAGCUGCUGUAAGGAGAAGCAUCCUCACUGUAAGGGAGACUUAGACCAUGUAGAGCAGCUUUCUCCAGAAGGCUGUCUAAAGAAGCUGGAAGACCAGUUGUGUUUCGCCAUGAUGUACGUAUUUGGGUGUUGUACUCUGCUAAGCAUCUUGGAGUUCUUGGCUGGUGUCAGCAACGGCAUCCUCAUGAGACAUCAGCCAUUCCAUGACCUCAAUAUUCUGGACUCGUUUACCUUCUCACAGGUCUAUAGGUACUAG